CUACGGAAAUGACACACGCUGGAGAAAAAAAAUCUAGCCAGCAGCCACUCUGCUCACGUCUGUCUUUGCGGUUAGCUACCUUCUGUAGCGUUUAAUGAUUGCAUCGUUUCACACUAUCCUCAACAUAUAUAUUUUUACAAUUGCAGUAACCUCUGUGUCGUUUUUAUUACUAACUCAUAGGGUUGUAAGAAAAUAUCGAAAUUCAAGUUACCUAAUCUAUCGAUUGUUUCGGGUAUUGCACAUGAAUAUCUAGCUUGCUAGCUAGCCUGCUAGCUACAACAGUCAAAAUGGCGGACAACGAGGAUGAGAGCGAUGUGUCAAGUACAACAACAGGGGCAGAUCAUGGUACAAUAUAUCAAGUUCAAUGUGUUUCUGGAUUGCCAGAAAAUGAAACCUCUACAGAAUUGGAAAACCAGAACCAAGUCGGCGAUAAAUGUAUUGAAGCGCAGGGCUUGACAGAUUUCCUGCAAAGCUGCACAAAAGAGGAGACAUUCGUUGCAAAGGACUCCCAAGUGGUUGUCGGCCAAACUGAUGGAAAUGAACAACAACCUGAACAAAACAUAACGUCUAUUGUUGAGACUUCAGGUAUUGCAAAUGGUGCAGAGUAUUCUACAGUCAGUGCUGACUUUGUAAACGCUCUCGCACCUGGAACCACCAUUAUUUAUGUGCAACCAGACGGUAGUUUUGUUGAGGGAUCAGGUCUGACUGCAGAGGAGCAGCAACAGCUAGUGGAGCAGUUGGCCAAACAGCAGCUUGUCACAGUGACAGAGAGUGAGGCUGUUCGCCUGUUUGAACAAAAUCAAGUAAUCAAAACACUCCCUACUACUUCAUCACAGACACAGUAUACGAUUCCAAGUACAGCACUGGCUCCCAAUGAGCUGCAACAAGUGCUAGAGCAAGUGAUCAAAUCUCAGCAAUCCAUGGCCCAGACACCCAAGGAAUCGGAGCAGGUUGUGACCACUCUGGACCCCACAACUGGCUUGUUCACGACUGUUGCAGCUUCAGAGAUUACAGUAGGAAGCCCACAUCCACUGGUCACUAUGCAGAAUGCAUCACAGCAGCUGAAGAAGGUUGCGAAACAAGUGGCACUUCAGUCCCACAAUGGUACGCGCCUGGUCCCGAAAAAGCAGGAAACCAUCCGAAUCCAAGUCCAGAUGCCCACUGGAAAGCAGGAGGUGAAAGGACCUACGCAGGCUACCAUUUCAAUCCCCCAACAGAAGAACUUGCCUUUGACGAGUCAAGGCCAGCAGGUCAAAGUGUCUACAAAUGGCAGUGUGAGCAGCAGCCCCCAGAUCAUCCACAUCACACCCAUGGUUGGACAGCAACAGUACUUCCUACAGCAGAACCCUGGAGACCCUCCCAUUCAGCUGCUUCUGCAGAGUUCAACCCCUGUGGUUGGCAGCCUGGUUCCCAUUGUGCACAAACUGCCCAUACCUGUUCAGACCCCAGUCCAGCAGCCUUCUGGUAAGGCCCCGGUCAACGGCACAGCAGUUAAACCUGCCACCGCUGCUGCCACCACGUCUGUCUCUGUCCCAGCCUCCACAGUGGAAAAAGUUAAAAGGGUCAAAGCCAGAGUGAAGAAGGCACCGAAUAUCAAAACCCGUUCCGGGAGGGUGUCCAGACCGCCCAAGUACAAGGUGAAGGACUAUAAGUUCAUCAAGACAGAGGAUUUGGCUGAGGGCCAUCAGUCAGAUUCUGAUGAUUACUCUGAGAUCAGUGUGGAGGAAGAUGAGGAUGGCGGGGAUAGUAAAAAGGGAGCAGCAUCUAUGAGUUACAGUCACAAGCGGAAGGCCUUUCAAUGUGAAACGUGCGAUAAAGCUUACAUAGGCCACGGAGGUCUGUCCAGACACUACAGGCUGAAUCCCUCUCACGGUGAACUGAAGUCCCCUCCUGAAGGGACCCCAAAAACGGACAGCCCUGGUAAGAGAGCAGGCACUGGGGCUGAACAUAAGAAGCCAACUGAAGAGAGUAAUGCCUACAGUGUUAAAAAUACAUCCGGUCCUGAGAAAAGUGAUGCCACAGAGAAAACGGCUGUUUCAACCACUCAACAAAAAGUGGAUACCACGGCAGCCCAAGGAGUAGCAGCUUCUACCAGACAGGCAGUGGGCCAGGUAGUGGUCCAGGCUCGGGGACCAGGGAGGCCCAGAGGACGGGGCAGACCACCUACCAAAGGCCUGCCGACGGUGGCAGCACACCCAGCAGUGAGACGGGGGCGACGGGGCCGACCCCCAAAGCUAGGAGGGGGAGUAGCCAGUGUGGAGCAGCAGGCCCAGCGAAGGAAAGCACGGCUGAAAGAGGUGACACACGAGUGUGAUAAUGAAGAACUGAUGGAGACUGUGCUCCCUCGCCUGGCUAAGGUCAUGACUGUCUGGGAGUUCCUCUUGAUGAAGGUGGAGAAGGGGAGGCAACCCAAAGCCCAGUUUUCGGAUGUCUACCGGGAGUUUGAGCAGCUCCACAGCCAGGUGAAGAAGAUGGCCCGGGACUAUAUCAGUAACCCUCAGCAGGGCGUCCACACGGCCUUGGAGGUCCACAAUGUAGAUGUUGCCAAAUCUCUUGGCAUCGUCGAUGAGGUGAACAGGUUGAAAGUCCUCAACCCUCCAAUGCAGCAGAAUGUCACCAACAUGGCAACCAAGAAUGUCCGCUACAUGGAGAAUUCUAAAAUGUUACCUCCAACGAAGAGAUUUAAAAUGGAAAACCGGGUUGGUGUUCAAAUUCAUCAGAACGGCGUUGAGACUUCCAAAAUAGAAUCCAGUGAGGCCAAAGUAGAGAAUACCGCAUCAACAAGCAUGAAGAACAAUUCACCACAAACUCAGGCGCCCACCAAGAGCCCCGCGGACCCUCAAGCCACUCAGACUGCUAUCGUCAAACCACAGGUUGUCUCAUCUAACCCAGAGACAAAUGUAACACCCAUGGAACUGAUCCAGGAUCACUUAUCCAACAGCAUGACAGAGUCAAUUGACUCAGUGGGAGGAGAGGAGACCAUGGCGACAGGUCAGGAUGCAUCUGGUACGGAACCAACCGAGGUCCUGAGCACCAGUGACAUGGGCCCUCAAGCCACUCAGACUGCUAUCGUCAAACCACAGGUUGUCUCAUCUAACCCAGAGACAAAUGUAACACCCAUGGAACUGAUCCAGGAUCACUUAUCCAACAGCAUGACAGAGACCGUUGACUCAGCGGGAGGAGAGGAGACCAUGGAGACAGGUCAGGAUGCAUCUGGUACGGAACCAACAGAGGUCCUGAGCACCAGGGACAUGGGCCCUCAAGCCACUCAGACUGCUAUCGUCAAACCACAGGUUGUCUCAUCUAACCCAGAGACAAAUGUAACACCCAUGGAACUGAUCCAGGAUCACUUAUCCAACAGCAUGACAGAGACCGUUGACUCAGCGGGAGGAGAGGAGACCAUGGAGACAGGUCAGGAUGCGUCUGGUACGGAACCAACCGAGGUCCUGAGCACCAGUGACAUGGGCCCUCAAGCCACUCAGACUGCUGUCGUUAAACCACAGGUUGUCUCAUCUAACCCAGAGACUAACGUAACACCCAUGGAACUGAUCCAGGAUCACUUAUCCAACAGCAUGACAGAGACCGUUGACUCAGCGGGAGGAGAGGCCAUGGAGACCUGUCAGGGUGUGUCUGGUACAGAACCAACUGAGGUCCUGAGCACCACUGACAUAGCAGAUCAAAUGAAAGAGUUAGAGAAGGCCUUGGCCACCGACCCAGUCCCAGUAGAUCAGCAGCCCAGGAGUAGUAGCACUCAGCCGCAUCAGCCCAACUGUACCCUGGUCCAGGAGAGUGGUCUGACUCAGGCUGUCUCCAGCGGAGGCCAGGUAGUGGUUCAGGAGACCCAGGAAGGCCAGGAGAUCUACAUCCAGACCGAGGGGCUCACCAUGCACCUAGCAGAGGGCCAGGAGGGCGACAUGGCCUCUGAGCGCAUCGUCAUCGUCAACGGGCCUGACGGCACCACCAUGCACAUCCGCGCCCCUGAAGGAGUCCCUCUGGAAGCAGUCCAUGCCCUGCUUGGUAUUGAGGCUGAGGGGAAAACACAGCAGUGAUUUGUUGUUUCUCCAUAUUCAACCCCCUCAACUUCACCCAUAUUGAUUUCUUACUUCUGGUGGAUUUUAUUGUAUUCCAAGUGUUCUUUAUGAAUUUGUAAACAUUAUUUUCAAUGUGGUGUUUUCAUAUUUAGACAAAUUAAUAGCCCUUCCUUAAAAGUGUUUAGUUGUUUGUGAUAUGUUUAUAUGUAGAUAAAUAUCAAAAGCAGUUUAAAAAAAGUUGCACUAUUUUAUUACUUUUUAUAUAUUUGGGUGUAACAUUUUCCAAACAUAAAAUAGGUUUGUAAUACCAUGGGACAUUUAUUCAAUGGAGGGGAAACUUUAAAAGAAAUUGUAAAAGUUGUGGUUUUAUUCAUUUCCAUGUUUCAUUUGUGAUUCAUUGUUGCAGUACAACCAUUUCAUAUACUGUACAGUUUAGCUCAUUUUCCUCUUAAUAAAGAAUGUGAGAACAAA
Oncorhynchus keta (chum salmon) is the source of this 4502-nucleotide messenger RNA. RefSeq lists its product as uncharacterized. The transcript is spliced from 8 exons. Bases 288 to 4049 code for a protein of 1253 amino acids. The record is from RefSeq and is a predicted model, not a curated record. NCBI's taxonomy places the organism in Eukaryota, Metazoa, Chordata, Actinopteri, Salmoniformes, Salmonidae.